Botrytis cinerea B05.10 is the source of this 2691-nucleotide messenger RNA. RefSeq lists its product as hypothetical. Gene Ontology annotation, biological process: amino acid transmembrane transport. NCBI's taxonomy places the organism in Eukaryota, Fungi, Ascomycota, Leotiomycetes, Helotiales, Sclerotiniaceae. Gene Ontology annotation, molecular function: amino acid transmembrane transporter activity. Gene Ontology annotation, cellular component: membrane. Bases 660 to 2462 code for a protein of 600 amino acids. The record is from RefSeq and is a predicted model, not a curated record. The transcript has 5 exons.
GUUCAGCUGACGGGACCGUCGUUGCACCAAUUGUUGGCAGGUCGAACACCAAGCUUUGCCCAGCAGUUGAGGCAUUGUGCCCCUAUUUUACCUACUUGGCAGUCAUGGAGUGGCAUCAAUCGAAUGUCCUGUAUCCUUUUGAAGCGUCUGAUUUCAUUCGCCGCUUUUCUUUCUCGUUCUUCUUCUCUCGUCGCCGUGUUUGUGGCAAUCAGCGUGCAAUUGAUGAAGUUCAUCCCGCUACCAUGGGAGCUCCACAAGCCCUAGCGCCCCCGUACCCCAAAUCAAGCUCAUCACGUCCAAUCACUUCGAGCAAUCUCAUGCAAAAGAUAAGCCCUUUGCUCCCCGAGAUAACUGUGCCUUCCGGGCUCACAACUUCAUCUACUCACUCAACCUUUCUCAGCCAACUUUCAUACUCAUGCUCGUAGCAUAAAACAUGAUGCUGGAAACUCCUGGAAAAUAUGUCAUACAUUAUCACUUGAACACCCUUUGAGCUCUAGCCAACCGGUCGAGAGCUUCAAUAGUUUCUUCUUAAUUAUUCGAGACAACUCAGCCUCACCGGCAAUCCUGAAUCGGAAGAUCUAGAUCGACGAGCAUCAUUCCCAAUACAGGCUCGCGACAUCUCCUAGACUACAUACACAUCAAAACUCGAAAUCGUCAAGAUGAAUAGUUUCAGGAUGAACGAUAUUGAAAAGGGUUCAAGCUACCCCGAUAAAGACCAAUCUACAACUCCGGACUACAGCAGCGGACGCGGGGAACCAAGCUACGAAGAAACAACGCAAAUAGAACAUGGAAUUGGACGACGCUUUGUAGACAGCUUUCGAAGAGAUCCAAGUCUUACUAUGACCCCGCCGGGUGUGGUGGGCGCAAAUGGAAGAGUCUUCCAUGCCGAGAUUGCUGCGCAAGCAACGGCGAAUUCUCCUCUUGCACGAAGAUUGAAAGGGAGGCAUCUGCAGAUGAUCGCGAUUGGAGGUUCAAUAGGUACCGGGCUUUUCGUUGCAUCGGGCAAAUCUCUCGCAACCGGCGGACCUGCAUCGCUUAUUAUAUGCUUUACGCUCAUCGGGCUCAUGUUAUAUUGCACGGUGCAUGCUUUGGGUGAAAUGGCCGUUUUGUUUCCCGUUUCGGGGUCGUUUUCGGCCUACUCGACUCGUUUCUUGGAUCCGGCUUGGGGAUUUGCUAUGGGAUGGAAUUAUGCAAUGCAAUGGCUUGUGGUUCUUCCAUUAGAAAUUAUUGCGGCAUCUAUCACAAUCGACUUCUGGGAUAUACAACAGCGAUAUGAUCACGCUAUAUUUGUCACAGUAUUUCUCUUCACAAUUAUUGGUAUAAAUAUGUUUGGAGUGAAAGGGUAUGGAGAAGCGGAAUUUUUCUUUGCUAUUGUCAAAGUCGUGGCUAUUAUUGGAUAUAUACUUUUGGCCAUAAUCCUCAACUGCGGUGCUAGCCUUGAAGAAGGUUACGUAGCUGGUACGUUGUGGAGUGAUCCAGGCGCAUUCAACAAUGGAUUCAAAGGCAUGUGUAGUGUUUUUGUCACUGCAGCAUUUGCUUUUGCUGGCACUGAGUUGGUGGGGCUCGCUGCCGCUGAAACUCAGAACCCCAGAAAGUCAUUGCCAAAGGCCGUGAAACAAGUAUUCUGGCGCAUCACUCUUUUCUAUAUUGUCUCGCUUACUCUCGUUGGACUCCUUGUCCCCUAUACCGACGAAAGAUUGCUUGCUGCUGGAAAUGCAAAUACCGCGGCAAGUCCAUUCGUUAUUUCUAUUCAAAACGCUGGAAUAACCGUACUUCCUUCUGUUAUGAAUGCAGUCAUCCUUAUUGCUGUACUAUCUGUGGGCAACUCGUCAAUAUUCGGAUCCUCUCGGACUCUUGCAGCAUUAGCAGAUCAGGGGCAAGCUCCUAAGAUUUUGGCUUAUGUUGAUCGUAAAGGACGUCCGAUCGUAGCUAUUGGCGUAUCGUCGGCCCUUGGGUUUCUUGCCUAUGCAGCGGAUUCUGGUGCCCAGGCAACAGUUCUGGAUUGGAUGCUAGCACUGUCUGGACUUUCCUCGAUAUUUACCUGGGGAUCUAUCUGUCUUGCCCAUAUUCGUUUUCGACGGGCUUGGGGACUCCAGGGUCAUAGCCUAGACGAGUUGGCUUUUCGUUCGCAGCCAGGCGUCAUCGGCUCGUGGAUUGGGUUUUUGUUCAAUGUCCUCAUUCUGAUCGCACAAUUUUGGACUGGGGCAUGGCCGACAGGCUAUCAGCAAAUGACAGCACUCGAGCAAUGCGAAAGCUUCUUUCUGGCAUAUUUGGCCGCACCCAUCGUAAUUGUAUUCUACGCGGGAUAUAAAUUUUGGUAUCGAACUUCUGUGAUGAGAUCCAAGGAUAUGGAUCUAAAGACCGGAAUGCGCGGUCUAGACUUGCCAGCCUUGAUAGCAGAGGAGCGAGCAGAAAAGGCCGUAUGGCCGAAGUGGAAACGAGUAUACAAGACAAUAUGUUAGUUCAAAUACCGGGAGUUUAUGGUAUUGCGGGUGGAUUGGGAGUUUCUAUCAGAAGGGAGUUUAUGUGCGAGAGAUACCAUGUGAUUUCGGCGUUAAACAGAUAACAGUCAGGGAGGAUGUCGAUUGAUUUACUGGGAACAUGUUAUAAUACUUCAGCGAACUGCGCGAUACAUUUUUUUUGACCACAUAGAAUAAUUACAUAAAUCAGCCAUCAAAUCAAAUCGCUGUA